GCUGACACAUCACGUGUGGUGAAGAGACGUCUUGUGACCCGUGUGGAGUGUGAUAGGAAGAAGCUCAGUACUCAGGUCUGCUGCGUGAGAAGAUAUUCAGCUCGGACUACUAUGGAGGCUUUGCUGACAUGGACUCUACUGCUGGGCGCACUGCUACAUCCGGGCACAGCGCUGGUCAGAAUUCCUCUGAAGAAAAUGGCCACAAUUCGGCACACCAUGGCUAAUUCCACAAAAGAGCUAAAGGACUGCAUAGGAUCAAGCCACAAAUACUACCCUGGAUUCCCUACGAGCACAGAGCCCACCCCAGAGACUCUGCUCAACUACCUGGAUGCCCAGUAUUAUGGUGAAAUUGGUAUUGGCAGCCCUCCACAAACCUUCCUGGUGGUAUUUGACACUGGCUCCUCUAAUCUCUGGGUGCCUUCCAUCCACUGCUCCUUUUUUGAUGUCGCCUGUUGGAUACACCACAAAUAUGACUCUUCCAAAUCCUCCACGUAUGUGAAGAAUGGUACAGACUUUUCCAUCCAGUAUGGCAGCGGGAGUUUGUCGGGAUAUCUCAGCGAGGACACCGUGACGAUUGGAAACCUGGCCGUGAAGGGUCAACUUUUUGCAGAGGCUGUAAAACAACCUGGCAUCACUUUCGUAGCGGCAAAGUUUGAUGGCAUUUUGGGAAUGGCAUACCCACGAAUAUCUGUAGAUGGGGCUCCUACUGUCUUUGAUGACAUCAUGAAUCAAAAGCUUGUAGAUACAAAUGUGUUUUCUUUCUAUCUGAACAGAAAUCCAGAUUCUCCACCAGGUGGAGAACUGCUACUUGGAGGCACUGACCCUAAAUAUUACACUGGAGACUUCAGUUACAUGAAUGUAACCCGCAAGGCAUACUGGCAGAUUCGUAUGAACAAUGUAGGGGUCGGAGGUCAGCUCAGUCUGUGUAAAGGUGGUUGUGAAGCAAUUGUGGAUACCGGGACCUCCCUGAUCAUUGGCCCACCAGCAGAAAUCGAUGCACUGCAAAAAGCUAUUGGAGCUCUGCCCCUGAUUCAUGGAGAGUAUAUGGUGAUCUGUGACAAAAUCCCCUCACUGCCUGUUAUCACAUUCAAUUUUGGAGGAAAGGACUACAGCCUGACUGGAGAACAAUAUGUUCUGAAGGUCACUCAGUUUGGCCGCACUAUGUGCAUCAGUGGAUUCAUGGGCCUUGACAUUCCACCUCCUGCUGGACCACUCUGGAUUAUUGGAGAUGUUUUCAUUGGCCAGUAUUACACCGUAUUUGACAGAGAAAAUGACCGUGUUGGAUUUGCUAAAUCUAAAUAAUUCAGGCAAUACAUAAAUGGAGCGUUCCAUUACCUGCGCUUACAGACAGUACAAAGCAUGUUACUGUGUUGGCACCUCCACACCUACCCAUGUAAAAACUGGAUUAGUCUUCCUCUCCUUCAGCACUGUGUGUGACUAGCACACAGGAGGUUCUGUCAGUGGCGGCAAAUUCCCUAAAACCAUCUUCCGUUACUUCCUAAAUUGGCAGCACGUUUCAAAGGAUAAGUUCAUCUUUUAACAAAAAAUAAAUGCACAUUUUUUUCAGGUAACAUAUGUGCAUAUAUUAUUUUGUUUCUGGAGCCUCUAAAGCAUGGCACCAGAGAUCAGCAGAUUGCUGGUGCUAUGCAGGUUUCCUGCAGACCUGUCAGUGUAUCUGUGUGCCUGUAUAUCGUAUGGGCAAGUAGAAAUAAUCUGACAGGAAGACUCCAUGAACUACCACAGUGUCUUGGUAGUUCAUUGAAAACUGCAAGCUGACAGCCACAAAGGGGUUUCCAUUCACAGAGGACUGUGAAUAAAUGGAACGGCUGAAGCCCUGCUUAGCUGUGUAUUUGUUAAAUUGUGACCGCUAGCGGAGGGGAGAAGAUCCCCGCUAGCUAUCAGAGCAGGGGGCGGGUCCAUUUGUAACAUGUUGCCCCCUUAAUAUGAACUUAUCCUUUAACUUGGCUGUUGCUGAUACAGGUUUCCAUUAAGGUAAUCCUGCUGUAA
Messenger RNA from Rana temporaria (common frog), 2007 nucleotides. Its product is annotated as cathepsin D-like. Bases 112 to 1302 code for a protein of 396 amino acids. Gene Ontology annotation, molecular function: aspartic-type endopeptidase activity. Gene Ontology annotation, biological process: proteolysis. Gene Ontology annotation, cellular component: lysosome. The transcript has 9 exons. Lineage: Eukaryota; Metazoa; Chordata; Amphibia; Anura; Ranidae. The record is from RefSeq and is a predicted model, not a curated record.